AUGACUGCCACGGUGCCGAGAAACUUCAGGCUUCUUGAGGAGCUUGAGAAAGGAGAGAAGGGUCAAGGUGCAGAGGCUUGCUCUUACGGACUUGCUGAUGGCGAAGAUAUGAUGAUGAGCAACUGGAAUGGAACAAUCCUCGGUCCUCCCCACAGCGUCCAUGAGAACCGGAUAUACAGCGUAAACAUCCACUGCGGACCCGAGUACCCCGACAAGCCCCCUACAAUCCAAUUUAUCUCUCAAGUCAACGUUCCCUGUGUCGACCAGCGAAGUGGAAAGGUCGACCCAACAAAGCUCCCGUGUCUUGCUCAGUGGAAGCGCGAAUUUACUAUGGAGACCGUCCUGAUUGAUCUUCGCCGAUACAUGGCUCUGCCCCAGCAUAAGAAGCUGUCUCAGCCGCCAGAGGGCUCGACUUUCUAA
This is a messenger RNA of Penicillium pulvis, 420 nucleotides long. Its product is annotated as E2 ubiquitin-conjugating protein MMS2. Lineage: Eukaryota; Fungi; Ascomycota; Eurotiomycetes; Eurotiales; Aspergillaceae. The transcript has 5 exons. Gene Ontology annotation, cellular component: nucleus. Bases 1 to 420 code for a protein of 139 amino acids. The record is from RefSeq and is a predicted model, not a curated record. Gene Ontology annotation, biological process: DNA damage tolerance; protein K63-linked ubiquitination.